Molecule: messenger RNA, 3357 nt
Organism: Durio zibethinus
Lineage: Eukaryota; Viridiplantae; Streptophyta; Magnoliopsida; Malvales; Malvaceae
Gene: LUG
Product: transcriptional corepressor LEUNIG
Cellular component (GO): nucleus
Molecular function (GO): protein binding
Source: RefSeq, a predicted model, not a curated record
GCUUUCUGGGUAAAUUCAACUAACGAAGCCAUUAUGAUAUCUGCAACAGCAAACCAAAUCCACCCAAAGAAAAGAAAAAGAAAAUAAAUUCAAUUGAAAAAUUUAAAAAUGAAAAAAGAGAAAGUUCUGAAAAAACUAAUAAACAGUUUUUGGGAUUGCAGCUACUAAAACCUGGAGAGAAGCAGCUCGGACUAGUACUUAGGAAUCUGGAGCUGUUCUCAAGUGUUUUUGGGCAGUUCUUGGACUCAACAAGAUGUCUCAAACCAACUGGGAAGCUGAUAAAAUGUUAGAUGUGUAUAUCCACGAUUAUUUAGUAAAGAGAGAUUUAAAGGCUUCAGCUCAGGCUUUUCAAGCUGAAGGAAAAGUAUCAUCAGAUCCUGUAGCUAUUGAUGCACCUGGAGGUUUUCUCUUUGAAUGGUGGUCUGUUUUCUGGGACAUAUUCAUCGCCAGGACUAAUGAGAAGCACUCAGAGGUUGCUGCAUCUUAUAUUGAGACACAGUUGCUUAAAGCACGGGAGCAGCAGCAACAGCAACAACAGCAAUCUCAACAGCCUCAACAUCAACAGCAACAGCAGCAGCAGCAGCAGCAACAACUGCAGAUACAGCAGCUUUUAUUGCAGAGGCAUGCUCAGCAGCAGCAACAGCAACAGCAGCAGCAGCAGCAGCAGCAGCAACAACAACAGCAGCAGCAGCAGCAACAACAGCAGCAGCAGCAGCAACAGCAACAACAGCAGCCGCCCCAGCAGCCGCAGCAACCCCAACAGCGAAGGGAUGGGUCUCAUCUCCUAAAUGGCAAUACGAAUGGACUUGUUGGAAAUGACUCUCUCAUGCGUCAGCCUGCUGGAACUGCUAAUGCCAUGGCCACAAAGAUGUACGAGGAAAGACUGAAAUUGCCACUUCAAAGGGAUUCUUUGGAUGAUGCAUCUAUAAAGCAAAGGUAUGGCGAGAAUGUUGGCCAGCUCUUGGAUCCAAAUCAUGCCUCGGCAUUGAAGCCUGCAGCAGCAACCGGCCAACCUUCAGGGCAAGUAUUGCAUGGUACGGCUGGUGGUAUGCCUCCACAAGUUCAAGUUAGGAGUCAGCAAUUGCCAGGAACAACACCGGACAUUAAGAGUGAGAUAAAUCCAGUAUUGAAUCCCAGAGCUGCGGCUCCAGAUGCAUCUUUAAUAGGAAUACCAGGGUCAAAUCAAGGCGGUAGUAAUUUGACUUUGAAAGGUUGGCCAUUAGCGGGGCUGGACCAACUGCGCUCUGGGAUCCUUCAGCAGCCAAAGCCUUUUAUACAGGCUCCUCAGCCCUUUCAUCAACUUCAGAUAUUGACACCACAGCAGCAACAACUCAUGCUUACACAGCAGAAUCUGACAUCACCAUCUGGCAGUGAUGAAAGUAGAAGAUUGAGAAUGCUGUUGAGUAAUAAUCGAAACACGGGCCUUGGAAAGGAUGGCCUGUCAAAUUCUGUUGGUGAUGUGGUUCCAAAUGUAUCAUCUUUGCAGGCAGGCAGUCCGCACAUGCCUCGGACAGAUACAGAUAUGCUAGUGAAGCUAAAAUUGGCUCAGUUGCAACAGCAACAGAACAGUAACUCACAGCAGCAGCAUGCACUCUCUAAUCAGCAGUCACAGAAUGCUAAUCCAAGUCUACAUCAACUAGAUAAAGUUGGUGGAGGUGGAAGUGUCAAUGUUGAUGGUAGCAUGUCAAACUCAUUUCGAGGGAAUGAUCAGGUUUCAAAAAACCAGAAUGGAAGAAAGAGAAAACAGCCAGUGUCUUCUUCAGGCCCUGCCAAUAGCUCAGGGACAGCAAACACAGCCGGACCGUCCCCAAGCUCAGCACCUUCCACACCAUCAACACACACCCCUGGAGAUGUGAUUUCAAUGCCUGCUCUGCCUCAUAGUGGCAGUUCUUCUAAGCCUCUGAUGAUGUUUGGUGGUGAUAGUGCUGUCACACUGGCAUCUUCAUCAAAUCAGUUGUGGGAUGACAAAGAUCUUGAAUUGCAGGCUGAUAUGGAUCGGUUUGUGGAGGAUGGAUCGCUUGAUGAUAAUGUUGAAUCUUUUUUAUCCCAUGAUGAUACGGAUCCUAGGGAUUCUGUUGGCCGAUGUAUGGAUGUCACUAAAGGUUUCUCAUUUAUGGAAGUAAAUUCUGUUCGAGCAAGCAGUAGCAAAGUUACUUCUUGUCAUUUCUCAUCAGAUGGAAAGUUGCUUGCUAGUGGUGGCCAUGAUAAAAAGGCUGUAUUAUGGUACACAGACACUUUGAAGCCAAAGUCUACGCUUGAAGAACACUCAGGUUUGAUUACUGAUGUUCGAUUCAGUCCAAGCAUGUCACGACUUGCAACUUCUUCAUUUGACAAAACUGUCAGAGUUUGGGAUGCUGACAGUCCUGGGUAUUCACUUCGUAACUUUGUGGGACAUUCUGGUAAUGUUAUGUCACUUGACUUCCACCCAACUAAAGAUGAUCUUAUCUGCUCUUGUGAUUGUGAUGGUGAGAUACGAUACUGGAGUAUCACCAAUGGGAGCUGUGCAGGAGUUUUCAAGGGUGGUACAGCCCCUGGUACAGCCCAGUUGAGAUUCCAACCUCGCCAUGGAAAAUAUCUCGCUACAGCUGCUGAGAAUGUUGUAUCCAUAUUGGACACAGAGACUCAAACCUGCCGGCACUCAUUACAGGGACAUACUAAACUGAUCCAUUCUGUAUGCUGGGACCCUUCAGGUGAGCUUCUAGCAUCUGUCAGUGAGGACUCUGUUAGAGUUUGGACCUUUGGCUCAGGGAGUGAAGGGGAAUGUAUUCAUGAAUUGAACUGUAAUGGCAACAUGUUUCACUCCUGUGUUUUCCAUCCGACAUAUUCAUCGCUGCUGGUCAUUGGUUGUUACCAGCCAAACUAUUAACACUUAGGUGAAGGAAUUGGACGAGCUGAGCCAUAUGAUUGGUUUUGAUGAUAAUUGAUGGUUACGGGUUGGGAGAGAAACCAGAGUCGUUGAUGGCACGUUACCAGCUUCUGAGUGAUGAAAUAUUUGGCCCCUCCAUCCGGGGAGUAUACAAAUGUGGCCUCGCCUCGUACCGAAAAAUUUUGCAGAGCACUCCUUUGCGAGGAUAGGAUUUCAGGGCUUGAAAUUGAAACCAAAGACGGACAGUUGGUCAAGUUGUGCAUAUCCCCAGCUUCCUUCGUCUUUAUCGUCGGAGCUCUUCUCACGGUAAUGAUAUCAACAUUUACUUUUCUAGCUGCCUUAUCUACUUCGUCUCUAUCAUGUUUAUUUUUCUUCCCUUUCUACGAGAGUAACAUAUAAGGGAAAUCCUAAUUUUUUUUUGUCCGUUUAGUUAUGAUUGUAAUUCAAAUCGGAGAUCCUUAAAUUUAAACUCGGCCUUAAUACCAUUGAAU